AUGGUAUUUCACUGCAUCUAUCCCAGCGCAUAUGUUACUGUAAUUGACCGGACCUCGCCGGUUUGCGAUUUUCGCAGGCAGCAGAGGGUCGGGCCGCACGCCGCUGGACUGGGACAACCGGAUGAGAAUAGCGCUGGGCACUGCGAGGGGUCUGGCCACCUGCACGUUCCGGGAAAAGUUGUCCACGGCAACAUCAAGGCCUCCAAUGUCCUGCUCCGCCAGGACCACGGGGCCUGC
Thlaspi arvense is the source of this 237-nucleotide messenger RNA. The record is from the annotation of a GenBank genome assembly. NCBI's taxonomy places the organism in Eukaryota, Viridiplantae, Streptophyta, Magnoliopsida, Brassicales, Brassicaceae.